Anguilla rostrata (American eel) is the source of this 3752-nucleotide messenger RNA. RefSeq names its product meteorin, glial cell differentiation regulator (gene metrn). Gene Ontology annotation, biological process: glial cell differentiation; positive regulation of axonogenesis. The record is from RefSeq and is a predicted model, not a curated record. The transcript has 4 exons. NCBI's taxonomy places the organism in Eukaryota, Metazoa, Chordata, Actinopteri, Anguilliformes, Anguillidae. Bases 287 to 1204 code for a protein of 305 amino acids. Gene Ontology annotation, molecular function: hormone activity.
CACACAGUAUAACUUCAGACGUCUUUAUAUUCACUGGAGUCGGUUAGGAAACAGUCAUGGAUCAGUGAGGUUGCAUACGGGAGUCAUGCAGUACAGAAAACGUCGCUGUUAACAUUCGUGGAUUGUAAACGCAGGAUGAGUUCGAUGUCGAGCUAUGGAACUUUACGAUUUGAUUGAUACUUACUUAGGAAAAUAGGCUGCUCGGCAAAUAGCCUAUUAUUAACACGUUAACCACCACUUCUGCUGCAUCCAAACCGAAUUGCCCAGAGUAACUUCAGAGAAGAAAAUGCUGCUUUUCUGGCUUUACACGGUGUGGAUCCCACUGCUGACAAUUUUUGACAGAGCUUUGUCCAGCUCCUCAGAAGACCAUUGCAGCUGGAAAGGGAGUGGUCUGUCUCAACAGCCGGGCAGUGUGGAGCAGAUCUCCCUGCACUGCGUGGAGGGAUCCCUGGAGUGGCUUUACCCAAAGGGGGCGCUGCGGCUCACUCUGUCCCCCCGCCUGCCCUCCGCGGCGGUGGGCGCGGGGGGCAGUGGGCACAGCGGCUCAGGGCAUAUCACGGCCUGCGUGAAGCCCGCGGAGAGCUUCCACGGGGCCCAGCUGUACCUGGAGCGGGACGGCAUCCUGGAGCUCCUGGUAGGCGACCGGCCGGACGCCCAAAGGCCGCCGCGGGUGCGCUGCUUCAGCCGGCAGCCCGGGGAGCGGGUGGCCCUCUUCCUGCAGGCCACCCCGCACCAGGACAUCAGCCGCCGCAUCGCCGCCUUCCGCUACGAGCUGAGAGGAGUCUGGAACGCGCGCCUGUCCUUGGACUCCGAUCCUGUGAACAACGAAGGCGCCUGCAGGCCCUGCAAUGACACGGAGAUUCUGAUGGCCGUCUGCACCAGUGACUUCGUGGUUCGGGGGAACAUUCGCUCUGUGCUGGAGAACGAGGACCUGCAGGUUUCCGUGAUCAAAGUGAGCGCCACGCGAGUGUUCCGGCAGAAGUACGCGCUGUUCUCGGGGGCGGGGCGUCUAACCAAGGCCGGCGAGAUCCGCACCCUGCUGGAGUGCGGCGUCCGGGACGGCGCCGGAAGCUUCCUCUUCACCGGCAGGGUUCACUUCGGCGAGGCGUGGCUGGGCUGCGCGCCGCGGUACAAGGACUUCCAGCGGGCCUACGGCCUGGCCAAGGAGGCCAGACAGAUCCCCUGCGAGCUGGCGUCUGACUGACCGCUUCCCAGGAUGCACUGCCAAACCUGCCCACCCGGGUCAGGCCUGCUGGGAACAGGGCGAGGAUGAACUGUGAACUGCCAGUGUGAACAGCACGAGUGUGGCCCGCCUCUCCGCAGUAUGGCAAGAGAGGAAGGCCAAAGUUCCUGUUUCACCACUUCGUCCCCUUCGGUUUCUAUCGCUAAAAGAUAAUGGGGAAGGACAGCUCUGGACGCAACAGGACAUUCCCAGUGCAGCAUGGCACUCUCUGAACGCUGAGACCUUCUGAGAACGAGACAUUUAAAGAGGUAUUCCAGGUGAAGAGUCAUGAAGUUGCUGGGUUGUCCAGCAAUGAAUACAGGAGUACUGACAGGUGCUCUUGUGUUCAUGAGGAAGAGCUGCAGUUUGGCAGGUUAAGACAUUUCUAUGACCUUUUUGGAUAAUGACAGUGAUGGGACACCUGCAUUAAGGCUCAUCACCCAGCGAAUUAGCUACAUCUUCCACAGGUUACGCUCUGUGGCAAACAGGUCAAUGUACUCAGGAAAUAGAUGACUUUGGUAGGUUUAUUAUGCCACCUUUGGAUGUGUACUGCACUGUUUAUAUCUGUGGGUGUCCCACUACAUUAUCCACCUACCAAAGCCCGGAGCUUUUCGUGAUGCAAGGCUGGUGUGGUAGAGAGCUGAAAUGAUCUCAUGAGUCAUGAAAUUUUGUUUUGAAAUGGCCUAUAUUAACAUCUAAGAAGGUUGCAGGAUAUAGUUUUAUCAUUGUUUUAUAAAGCGGUUGAGAACUGAUAUGUUAUAAGUAAGCAAUUCUCUUCCCCUUUUACCAAUUUCUGUAUUUGAGAAGGAUUUUUACCCGGAUACUGGGGGAGGGGAGAGUUGAAUUAUUCUGAUUUGCACUGUUGAAGAAAAGGGAAUUAGCAGGAAGGAUGGAUGCUGUGAGCACUGAAGAAUCUGGAAACCAAAAGAAAAUUUGAUUAUAUGUAGCCUAGACGAAUUUAAUAUAUAAUGGUGACACCAUCUACGGCUGUGAGUUUGGGAGCUUGUGAAGCGGGGCAGAGCAGUGUUAACAGACAAACGGUAUUGUGCCCGGUCUUCUGGUUACCCUGCAGGCUUAUUGUUUUAUUUCAUCGUGUUCUAAUUGUACACAGGGCAUUUUGCGCAUUAUGAAAACCCUGUAUAAAUAACUUUGUGUUUCUGUUUUUUUUUCUUAUGUGAGAAGUGCAUAAAGUAUAAUAUCUCUCAGUCAGUACUAUUUAGACCAGUUAAAAAUCUCCAAAUUUAAAAUUUUCCCAUGACAUGGUGUUUCACUACUGCAGAACUGUCUAUUUUUUGUGUACUGUUUUUAAGUUUUAUGUGGUUGAUCGAUGCUAUUAUUUUAUUUCAUUCUGUUUCUUGUUGAACAUAAAAUCUGUGCACUUCCUCGUCUGCCAUUAUUUUAUUUUUUACCUGCUGAGUUGAAUUUUUCUCAUGUCAAUACGAAAUCACUGAAGCUGGAUUGAAAAGUCUUGCGAUCUGAAUUUAUUGUAAAUUAAGCCUAUGAAGAUCUGCUGUCAUCAGUUGUGUUUUUGAAUGCCACCAAAAGGAGGACGGGAGAAACUGGAGGAACAGAGUUUCUGCGUGACAGCAAUUGCUUUGAGGUCAGUUGAGAGUAAAUGUGAGGCCUUAGAGUAAGUGCUGCUGCUCUGAAAGAAGAAGGUGCUGGCCUGUUAGACAUGUGCUGUGAUUCUCAGACUGUUGUGUAGGAACCGCAGACUCCGGUCCAGUGGUCCAUGGAAAGGGUACACGAUUAUAGGAAUUAGGAAUUUGACACCAUAACAAUAUCCAGUUUGUGUUAGCAUGUUAUACACUGAAUUGCUCAGUGUAAACUUUGAAUUGUUUGCUGUUACAGGAUCUGAGGUCUGAAAUUCGUUUUUAUUUUUCUGUGUUUUUCUGCGGUCCAGAGUUUUCCUGUAAUUUUAAGCGGUUAGCCAUUUGAAAGCCACUGCCCUGGAGACGGCUCUACGUCGAGUGAAAAAAGGCGGUGGUGAGUUGCGGUUCGGUUGUUGUGGCAGUGUUCUGCAGAACAGCGUGAAACGUGACCUCCGUUGCCCAAGCUUUUGCUCUGGCGGUGAGUGUGUAUCAGGGCAAAGGUCAGCCUGUCUUCAUGUGUUCCACAGAGUCAUAAAAACUCUAAGCAAUGCCGUAUAAUGCAACACGAUGGGGGGGCCGGCGCAAGAAGAAUUAAAUUGUCAUGAGCCGACUUCUGUCUGUUCACUCUGCUUUUAAUGUGCACUAAAUUGAUGAAGGGAUGGAGAUAUACCAAAUUAGGGAGGUGUGUUGUAGAUGUUUUUGAAAGAGCUGAAGACUGCCAGUUUGCUUAUGUUGUUUUGCAAAUAUCGUUUUUUUUUCUGUUUUUUUUUUUCUUCUUCAUUCCAGUUUCUAUCAUAACUGGCUAAAUGGAAGGUGUAAUGAUUUCAAUGUGAAUGUAAAUAUACUGUAUAUAAGAAAUGUAAGAACAAAAUACUGUGCUGUAUAUAUGUUGUGAGGUGUUUGUCUGUGAUAUAUGUUAUAAAAGUCCGAAAACCUCA